Perognathus longimembris pacificus (Pacific pocket mouse) is the source of this 1159-nucleotide messenger RNA. RefSeq names its product transmembrane protein 106C (gene Tmem106c). NCBI's taxonomy places the organism in Eukaryota, Metazoa, Chordata, Mammalia, Rodentia, Heteromyidae. The transcript is spliced from 8 exons. The record is from RefSeq and is a predicted model, not a curated record. Bases 173 to 925 code for a protein of 250 amino acids.
CGGGGGCGUGACCUCGGUGGGCCGGGCCGGGGUGACCGCCCGGGCCUGUCGUGGCCUCGGGGCCUGUAGUUCGUCCACUGCAGGGGGCAACGAGCUUUCCGAGGGCGGAGAGGAAGGCCGAGGGUGGGCCGGACGGGUGUGCUGGACAUGACACAGGGCGCCCAGCCAGGCCAUGGGGUCUCAGCCUUCUGCCUUGGCCCGACCGCCCUCGUACAAGCAAAGGAGAGGAGAGGAUGGGGAGGAUUUGCUGGCCGAUCGCGAGCAGGAGGAGGCCAUCGCUCAGUUCCCAUAUGUGGAGUUCACCGGCAAAGAUAGCAUCACCUGUCUUACGUGUCAAGGAACGGGCUACAUCCCCACAGAGCAAGUCAAUGAAUUGGUGGCCUUGAUCCCCCACAGUGAUCAGAGAUUGCGUCCUCAGAGAACUAAGCAGUAUGUCCUCCUGUCGGUCCUGCUGUGUCUCCUGGCAUCCGGUUUGGUAGUAUUCUUCCUGUUCCCACAUUCAGUCCUUGUGGACGAUGAUGGCAUAAAAGUGGUGAAAGUAACGUUUAACACUCGGGACUCCCUUGUGAUCCUCGCCAUCACGGCCACCCUGAAGAUCAGGAACUCCAACUUCUACCCUGUGGCUGUGACCAGCCUGUCCAGCCAGGUUCAGUACAUGAACACAGUGGUUGGCACGCACGUGACCGCUAAUGCUUCCCUCAUCCCGCCAAGGAGCGAGCAGCUGGUGAAUUUCACAGUGAAGGCUGAGAUGGGAGGACCCUAUUCCUAUGUAUACUUCUUCUGCACAGUUCCGGGUAUCCUGGUACACAACAUAGUGAUCUUCAUGCGGACUUCAGUGAAGAUUUUGUACAUUGGCCUCACGACCCAGAGCUCCCUGGAGACGCAUCACUAUGUGGACUGUGGAGCAAAUUCCACAGUCGUGUAGCACGUGCUGUUGGCCAGCACCUGCUCCAUGGCCCGGCUCUGUGCCGGCCACACACGGCGUGAGUGGAGGAGAAAUCAGUUCUCUUUUAAGUCCCAGCAAACAGCCUCCUGCCACACAGGGGCAGUGGCUCUUGACAACACUAAAUACAUUUCUCACCACCAGCCGGAACACGACCCAGUGCCUAGUUUAUGCUCAGCAAAUAGUCAGAACUCAAUAAAGGUUUGAAGAUUUUAA